CCGCACCGCACCGCCAUGCCUUCGCCGUCCGACUCCAGCAGCGUGGCGUCUGCGUCCGGUUCGCGAGGCUGGUCGGACAGUCGGCGGGGCAUGUCGGGCCGCGGGCAGAGCGGCGCCAGGCUGCUGCUGUACCUCGGGCUGUGCCACCUGGGUCUGGGGGCCAUGGUCCUCGGCUUCUCCUUCACCAGCAUGGCCUUCACCUCGUCGGCCCGCGUGCGCCAGUCCUGCCCCUUCUGGGCCGGCUUCUUCGUAGUGGCCUCAGGGAUUGUUGGCAUCAUCUCAUGGAGGAGACCCUUGACUCUGCUGGUGUCGCUGUUUAUGCUGCUGUCUGCAGUGUGUGUGAUCCUCAGCUUGGCCGGCUCGAUGCUGUCCUGUCAGAACGCGCAGAUGGUCAAAUCUAUGCUCACCUGCCAGGUGGAGAACGGCCUCUGUGUGUGCUGCGCCCCCACACACUCCUGCUCCAUCACGGAGGAGGAGACCCUGGUGCUCUACCUGAACGCCGACUGCCACUCCGUCAGACAUCAGCUCAAGGACCUGUUGUUCAGUGCAUGUGGUCUGAGUAUCCUCUCCACCAUCAUCUGCACACUGUCCACCGUGACCUGCAGUAUCCACAUAUUCUCCCUGGACCUCGUGCACCUGCUGGCCCCUCAUCGCUCUCGUUCCGUCAACCCAGAAUGCACCACUCCUCAGGAUGCGUUUCUUACCAACAUCAUGGACUUUGAGGAGUUCGUUCCACCCAUCCCUCCUCCCCCGUACUACCCCCCCGAAUACACCUGCAGCUCUGAGACAGACGCUCAGAGCAUCACCUACAAUGGCUCCAUGGAAAGUCCAGUUCCGCUGUACCCCACUGACUGCCCUCCUCCUUAUGAAGCUGUGAUGGGACAGAGAGCUGUCAGUCAGGCAACAGUGUUUGACACCCACGGCACUGAGCUGUCUGGCGAGAGAGCAACCUCCACCGCUUUCAGUGGAGAAGUGUCUAUGGACAGUGGAUCACUGCUGAUGUCCGAGAUCGUAGACAUCCCCGAUGACUCCUCCCCCUCCGAAGACUCCUGUCUGAUGGAGGUCGGGAUGAGGACCCAGGGAGAGAGAAGUCGCAGCACGGGCGGUGAGGGGAGGGACAGAGGAGAGGCAGGGGAGUACGUCAGUUUCCGUGGUCCCCUAUCUCAGACCCCGGAGAGUCCCCUGGCAGGAGGACCCAGAGCCAGGCGCUUCUUCAGGGGGGAGAGGUCCAACUCCUGCUCCUCACCCAGCACGGCCACCACCACAUAUAGGUCUCCAGUACUGCGUCGCCAGGCCAUGUUAGCGAGCAGCUGUUCCCAGCUGGAGGUGAUCGGAGGUGCCAGCUCACACCAGCGUUCCUCCAUCCCUGAGAUCCGGGUUCGCCCCUCCACGCCCUCGCGCCAAGGGUCCUUCUCGGCCUCCUCCGCGCCUCCCACUUCCUCCUCUUCGGCCUCCACCGAGCAGAGCGGCCAGGGCAGUGGUCUGCCUCUCCCCCGCCAGGCCUUGUACUUCCGGCGUCGGGGUGGGAGGGGUGACAAAGAUGGAGGAUCACUGAGGAGGGAUAGUGACGGGCUCCUACGCCUCGUCAGGUCCCACAGCGAGCCAGGCCUUAACUCCUCUACUGAUACAGGUGACUUUGUUGGCUCAGAGGGCAGCAAGGAUGCGUCUCAGACGUCCACCGAGACAGGGCCGUCCUCUGAGGCCUGCUUGUUGCCCCGCCCCUCUCUGGCUCCUGCUGCAGCCCUGCCCAGGAAAGGCAGCAUGAAGGCGGCGGCAGCAGCAGGGUUGCAGAUGCCCUCUAAACCUCCCCUGGCCUCCCCACUGUGCUUACCUAAAGACUGCCACCGCUCCCUGGGAGACCUUAAGGUGACACGGGGUCAGGUGACCCGGGGCCUGGUGGCACGCUUCUUGCAGCGCUCCAAGCGCAACCUAGCGCCCUCCUCAGAGCAUGCUGCAAAUAUAGGGCAAGGGCCCAAGAGAAGGGGCGGAGCUGAGGGCAACGCCGCCAACCUCAUACCCCUUGAGCAGGUGUUGCGUAACUCUUGGGGCACGGGCCGAGGAAACCCCAACCCUUAUCCCCAUCACCCUCACCACCGUGGACACCACCAUUCCCAUAGCGACAGCCGGCACAACCGGCGCCAUAGCAACCGGGCCCCUCCGUCGGACGGGAUCCACCUGCGCAGCUGUGGAGAUUUAAGCUCCUCCUCCUCAGCAUCACUACGGCGACUGGUGACGCCGCAUCCCCCGCACGGCUCAUCGGGGGCUCUCUAUUCAGAGUCUGCACUGUGAGGAGGAGAGGAGGAUGAGGGAGGGAUGUUUGAGAAAAGUUGAGGGGAGGGGAGACAUUUGUGGCGUCGGGGAGACAGCUGUUUGGAGGAAGAGGGAGAAUUUGGCGAUGGGUAAGCUGUUGCGAAGGCAGAAGUUUGCAGUGAGGGUGAGUAUGUAAAGACAGGUGAAGACAACUGGCUGUAAAACGUUGGAACAAUCUCCCUCCUUUUUUCCUUUUCUCAACUCCCUGUCCUGACACCACCUCCUCAGUUGGCCUUAUUCAGUGGUGCUGUUUCUCGCCAUGAACAUCAUCCCAGAGGUCACGCUCCUUGGCAGCAGCAGGAGGAAGGGGUCACUAGAUGGUUAUUAUUGCUCAAUUUGGCUCGUCUCCACACAGAACCAGAGAUAAAACAGAUCCAUGAUUGCUCAAGAGCGGUCUAUCAGCGGCAUCCUUUCUGCUGUACUGUACUGUACUGUCCACCCGCUCCACCUCUCUGCUCAUCUGGAAACUACAAGAGCAUGUUUUCCUCAAGACCGGAGACAAGACUCUUGUAACAUUUACAACCACAACAGCCACGUACGCGAAGUAUGCUACAUACUCAUGGGCUGCAAUAUGCUGCUGGCCCUUUUGUAAAUGGUUUGCUACUUAUCCAGAGAAGCUCUUAGUUUAAGUGAUCACGGAUCAUCUUACUUUGUCUUCCAUUGGUAAACGUGCCGUUCUACCACACUAUCCUCAUAUAUUUUGCCUACUGCAAUUGAAGAUAUACAGAGAUGAGGCCCCACAUGCAGUAGAACGCUCACCGGUGAAGUCAUGGUCACAAAGUUUUAUUGAGUUGAGUUGCAAAUGUUCUUUUCUUGUCAAUGUGCAGUUCGGAUUAGCACCAUCCUAGCCCACCUUCAAAUUGGCCUCUGAAGAAAGGCACACAAUGUAUGGUACACUGAGGCAAUAGACAUAGGUUUAUCACAUCACACAUGUAUGCUUAGCCUAUAAAAUGCAUUUUCUUUUGGAGGUUCUUGGACACUGUAGUUUGAUUUGAAUGUGUGCAUGUUUUGCAACAGCGCCCCCCCCCUCCCAAAUUGCAACAAGAACCUUGUGCGUCAGAUCCCGACCAACUGUGUAACUUACAGACUUGUUUGCAAGUCUUGACCUGCAUGUUUUGACGAUGAUUCUUACUUUUUCUCUGUUGCACCCAAAACAUUUGAUGAUAUCCACUUGAAAUGUGUUUGUGUUAGCAGGUAGUUGAAGAGAAGGCACAGCGUCAAAGACACACACUGUUGGUGGUCCAGGUGGUCCCAGACAUGCUUCCACACCCUAAUUUGAUUUGGCUUGUCUUGGGAUGGUUGCGCUGUGGAAUUGUAAUGUCAUCAAAGUUGGACAGAUUCUGUAUAGUCAUAUCUAUGACCCUGGUUGAAGCAUCUCUGUCCUAUGACAUAAAGACAUGAAUUGUGACCCGACUCUGAGGGCGCUUAAGGGUCUCUUGGAAUAAUUGUACAGAUGGACUUGUAUAGCGGUUGGGCAGCAGACACUGUGUUGGCAGCGUUGGGAAUUAAAAAGCAAAUUUAGCUGAGGUUUCGUGGCACUUCAGUGACACGGAACACGCGAAGGGUCCGACGGGGAUACAGGGUAUUUAAGUCUAUUCAUUUCUUCUUCUCUCUUUUUUUUGUUUUUUUCAAAAUGUGUCUCAGUCACCUCAAAGUCAAAACUUUUUGGAGUGCUCACUUAGUGAUGAUGUUGGUUCGAUAUCAGUAAAGGCACAUUCUGAAUACAGACAUAUGUAUGUAACUGAUUUAAAAAAAAAAAGUCAUGCAUAGACACCUAACCUACAUGCAGGUGCAGGCACACAGACGCACACAUUCUAAUUAAGGCAUUGAGCUGUGUUUCUACCUCCUGCCUUGCGUAUGAAAUGUUGUUUAUUCAAAAAAAUAAAUAUAUAUAUAUAUACAUAUAUGUGCAUGACAGGUUUAACAAGAUGGAGCCUUGAAACCUGAAUAAUAAAUGUAUCGACAUGACGCCUCCGAAAUUUAAAUGCCAUUUCGAUGCUAGAACUUUUGAUGCAAAUGAUGUACUUCAGAGUCUAAAAUAAACUAUGAGCAACCAAUAAGCGUCAG
Lampris incognitus (smalleye Pacific opah) is the source of this 4377-nucleotide messenger RNA. RefSeq names its product family with sequence similarity 189 member B (gene entrep3). Gene Ontology annotation, cellular component: membrane. Bases 16 to 2289 code for a protein of 757 amino acids. The record is from RefSeq and is a predicted model, not a curated record. The transcript is spliced from 14 exons. Lineage: Eukaryota; Metazoa; Chordata; Actinopteri; Lampriformes; Lampridae.